This is a messenger RNA of Arachis duranensis, 720 nucleotides long. RefSeq lists its product as uncharacterized. Gene Ontology annotation, biological process: endoplasmic reticulum to Golgi vesicle-mediated transport. Lineage: Eukaryota; Viridiplantae; Streptophyta; Magnoliopsida; Fabales; Fabaceae. The record is from RefSeq and is a predicted model, not a curated record. The transcript is spliced from 5 exons. Gene Ontology annotation, cellular component: nucleus; TRAPP complex; cytoplasm. Bases 117 to 548 code for a protein of 143 amino acids.
GGCAAAAAUAAAAACAACACAGCUGAGCUAGAUUUUUAGGCGUAUAUACUAUGGUAGUAAGGUGAUGCACGCAUAAGGAAGACACGGUCAGUGGCAUCGGCACUUCGCCGGAGAAAAUGAUCGUCUGCGUCGCCGUCGUCGGUCACCAGAACAAUCCGCUAUACAUACAGAGUUUCACGGAAGCAGAUGAUGCUCUCAAGCUGCACCACAUUGUCCAUUGCUCCCUCGACGUUGUUGAUGAACGAGUGAAUAAUCCCAAGAAAUCUGGACCUUUGCUGAAUGAGACGUUUCUGGGCUUGCUUUAUCCUAUUGAAAAUUUCAAAGUGUAUGGAUAUCUGACUAAUACAAAGGUGAAGUUUAUCUUGGUUACGACAGAUCUGGAUGUUAAAGAUGCAGAUGUUAGAAAUUUUUUCAGGAGGUUCCAUGCUGCUUAUGUAGAUGCAGUGUCAAACCCAUUUCAUGUGCCAGGUAAAAAGAUAACCUCCAGAACUUUCGCAGAAAGAGUCUCCACAAUUGUUAAGUCAUUUGGUUUGACUUCAGCUGUGUGAUGAACAUUUCUACAACUGUUUCGUCCAUUUCUUCGUUGACAUCUGGCACGAAGCUGCUUCUGUUAUCUUUGUCAUUUUUGGUAGUGUUUGUUAGGAAUUGAAUCUUAUUUUGGCAAACUUCAUUCAUGUUCAAUGUAUAAUGUUCAAUAUGAAUUGUUGCUUUUGUCUAUCA